Molecule: messenger RNA, 2361 nt
Organism: Gregarina niphandrodes
Lineage: Eukaryota; Apicomplexa; Conoidasida; Eugregarinorida; Gregarinidae
Product: ankyrin repeat protein
Exons: 2
Coding region: 1-2361 (786 amino acids)
Molecular function (GO): protein binding
Source: RefSeq, a predicted model, not a curated record
AUGCCAUCAGUCUCAUCUCCAUGCCGGGAGAUCACGAAAAAGAUCAUAACCAGAUCGUUACCGGGAGCAAAAGAAAUACUUGCAAGCAGCACAGAUGAAGAGGUGGAAGCCUGUUACCCCAUUGUUGACAUUCUGAAUCACACGUUGGAUCCGGGCCACGAAGGAUGUUCGAAGGAGAAGUUGAAGUAUUUGAGUCAGUUGCGGGUGGAUGAUGGGGAGAUGGCGGUGGAGAAGAAUACGGAGAAAAUCCUGCUGGACGCAUUGUUGGGGGGUGCGUUUACGGGGAAUGUGGAAAUAGUGGAUCAGGCGGUGCGUUGUGGGGCAGAUUUGACGGCGUGUGAAUCGUCAGGUCGGAAUAUUUUGCAUUACUGUGCGACGGGAGGACAUCACAGCUUGUUGGCGAAGGUGUUAAAGAAGUUGCGAAAGGUGUGUAAGGAGGACACUGAGAAGUUCCAGCAAUGUCUGAACAAGGUGGAUUCGAACGGUUGGUCACCCCUGUCAGUGGCGGUAUGUCGCAACCAAGUAGAGUGCGUCAACUUGUUCCUGGGUGUCGAGGGCAUUGACGUCUUCCAUCAACUCGUACACUCCUGUCCACCAUCGAGGGGCUACGAGAAGACCAAGUCCAGUCUGCUCCAUCUCGCUGCGAUUCGUGGCAGUCUGCCCAUUAUGAGAUUAAUCGCACAGGAAAUACCUAUAGACACAGUCGAUUCACAGAAUAGAAAUCCGCUCCACUACUUGGCCGCCAUUGCCAACCCCACUGUAGGCAUCGCAGUCGUGAAUAACCUACUCAGCAAACCCAUACACGAGUUCUCUGGCCAGGGCGCCGCCAAAUGCGAAGACCAAAACAUCGAUCCCAGAUCUGCUAAAAAAGAUGAAGACGAACUGGACACGGACGGAGAGAAUAAGACGCCGACCGUCAAUAGCAAACUUACUGACGUAGUCCAACAAGUCAGCCAGGACAACCUACCUCAGUCAGCCAAGUACUUCAGUUUGACUAAACUGGACUCAGCCUACCACGAAGCGAAGGACUCUGCCAAAAGCGCUCCUUUCUUCGCCGAUUCCGAUAGACACGAUUCACAGGAGAAUGGAACGACACCGCUACCUUUGCAGUCCUCUCCCGCCGAAAAACUGGGUGCCGAAAGGCUUGGUGCCGAAAGGCCGGUCUCGGGCCCCGAUGGUAAGGGCGCUACGUAUGCGGAUUUGCUGCUGCAAAAAGACAACUGUGGCCGGUCAGCGGUGUUCUGUGCUGCGGCUUACGGAAACACGGAUAUUUUGGUUUCAAUGCUGCGUUUCCUGCACAUGACCGUCGGUCCUUCAUUCUCAUUGACGCGGGAGUUAGUCGUCAGUCGCGACACGUGGAGCAUGUCUGCCAUCCAGGUAGCGUACCUACGGCGUCAGUACGACGUGAUUGACCGCAUCGGCAGUGUUUGGUCCCUGUACCGCAGUGACGCAGAAGACGCGGAACAUAUGCACGAAGCCCUAUGCCGGGUUUUCGACAUCAAAACACACAACGCCGCACCAACGCUGAUUGUUAAACAGAUCUUGAACGACCCAGAGACUUGGCACAACUGGCUCAAGGCGGAUCUGACGUACAAGGAACACAUCUGCUACGACCUAAUAAAGCAAGUACUCAAGCCGGCUCCUCAACGGAACGCCAGCAACCGACUCCCACCCAAAACCGAUUCUGGUAGCGAUGAAAAGCUGAUUCUCCGCAGCAUCAGGGCUUGUGGCCCCGACCUGUGCUACAAGGCCCUCAUGGCCUACAUUAGACCCGGAAAUCAGGCACUUGGCAACAGCCAUUAUGCGGAAAGGGACUUCAUGAGCUGCGUCAAGACCACCAUCAACGAAGACCUCCCCGCCAUCGAGGCUACGCGGAUGUGGAAGUACAUCACGGCAGAGUCAAUUAUUUCCAAGAACAACCGCAAGAAAUCUACUGAACAAUUCACUGAACCCUACUCCUCUAAAAAUAUGCGCGGCGGGUACGUGACUAGUCGCGGCCCUCCCUCAAGCCAUGGGCCUGCGUCCAGCUACGCUGGGUUCGGCUCGGGCUAUGGGGGCGGAUUUGUGACGAACCGCGGUGUGCCCAUGACUAGUCGGCCCGUGUCUGUAAGGGCGCCGAGCCAGACUCGGAGCCACCCGGCUGCGACAUCCAGAGCGCCAGCUUCCCUGCGCGAGAGCCCGCGCCCAACCGAUGGCGGCGGGCGGCGAACCGACUCCGAAAACGGCUCUUCCUCCAAAGCUCGCAAUUUCGCCGUGGACUGGGACGAUGCUCAUUUGCCCUCUUUCGCCGCUCCCACGCAAAGCUGGAGAAACAUCAAGCCGCCGGAAGUACCCAAGUCUGAAUCGAGCCGGUUAAGAUAA